ACUACAGUCUUUUGUUCUUGUAACCUUGUUUCUCUCUCUCUCUCUCUCUCUCUCUCUGCCACCACACAUCACACCCAACAGUCUCAGCAUUGUUGCAGUAACAACUGCACCACUGCUUCAUCUGUGUGCUGCUCCUGCUUCACCUCAUCACAGACAAACAAAAGGGCCCCCAAAAAAGUAAUUAAAAAUAUUAAAGAAAAAGAGGAUAAAAAUCCAAUUUUUAUAUGAAUCAUAAUGAAAGUUUGGUUUUAUGCUACCCUAAAAUAAACCCAUUUAAUUUUACUAUGCAAUUGUAAAAGUAAAAAGAAAAGAAACCCAAAAAAGAAACAAAAGGGUAUUCAGCUGAGAGAGUGAUAGCUCAGUGGAAGAGAGAGAAAAGACAGAGAGAGAGAGAGAGAGAGAGAGAGAGAGAGAGAGAGAGAGAGAGAGAGAGAGAAAGAAAGAGGGUCUCUUUCUUUUUGGGGUCACACAACUUCUUUUAGGAAUGCCAAAGUUACUCAACAAAAACAUCACAAACUCUGAAAAAAUGCAGUCAUGAAAUCACUCAUUGAAAAAAUCUUCACAAAAAUCAAACAAAUUUUUUCAACAUACCCACUUGUUAACAUUGGUAAAAGAAGAAACUUUUUCACAUGGGGUUAAUCGAUCUCAACACUACUGAGGAAGAUGAAACUCCUUAUUCAGCUAUUUCUUCUUCCUCUUCUUCUUCUCACUCUGGUAUAAGUACUUCUGCUUCAGCUAUGGCUGUUCCUCUUCAAACUUCUGUUUGUUUGGAACUAUGGCAUGCUUGUGCUGGUCCUUUGAUCUCUUUACCAAAGAAAGGAAGCAUUGUUGUUUAUGUUCCACAGGGUCACUUUGAACAAGCUCAUGAUUUUCCUGUUUCUGCUUGUAAUAUUCCACCUCAUGUUUUCUGUCGUGUUCUUGAUGUUAAGCUUCAUGCAGAGGAAGGGAGUGAUGAAGUGUAUUGUCAAGUCUUGUUGGUUCCUGAAAAUCAGCAAGUGGAGCAAAAUGUUCGGGAAGGGGUAAUCGAUGUUGAGGCGGAAGAGGAGGAUGCUGAAGCUAUUGUGAAGUCAACAACACCUCAUAUGUUCUGCAAGACUCUCACAGCUUCUGACACUAGCACUCAUGGAGGAUUCUCAGUGCCUCGUCGAGCAGCCGAAGAUUGCUUUCCUCCCCUGGAUUACAGCCAGCAGAGACCUUCACAAGAACUUGUAGCUAAGGAUCUCCAUGGCUUGGAGUGGAGGUUCCGUCACAUAUAUAGGGGGCAGCCAAGGAGGCAUUUGCUGACAACCGGGUGGAGUGCAUUUGUGAACAAGAAGAAGCUUGUGUCUGGCGAUGCUGUGUUGUUUCUUAGGGGUGAUGAUGGAGAACUGAGACUAGGGAUUCGAAGGGCGGUGCAGUUGAAAAGUUCUGGUUCCUUUGCAGCUCCUUCUGGUAUGCAGUUGGAUCCUGGCUCUCUCAUGGAUGUCGUGAAUGCUUUAUCUAAAAGAACUGCCUUCAGCGUUUGCUAUAAUCCAAGGGUCAGUUCUUCGGAAUUCAUCAUACCUGUCAACAAAUUCAUGAAGAGCCUUGAUUGUUCUUAUUCUGUUGGAAUGAGGUUCAGGAUGCGUUUUGAAACUGAAGAUUCUGCAGAACGAAGAUUUACUGGAUUAAUUGCUGGAAUAAAUGAUGUGGAUCCUGUUCGAUGGCCAGGAUCAAAAUGGAAAUGCCUGUUGGUAAGGUGGGAUGACAUAGAAGCAUCAAGGCAUAAUAGGGUUUCCCCUUGGGAAAUUGAGCCAUCUGGUUCUGCUUCUGCUUCCAGCAACCUCAUGGCGGCUAGUUUGAAGAGGACCAGGAUUGGAAUCACUUCAGGGAAGCUAGAAUUUCCAGUUCCUAAUGGAAUUGGAGCGUCAGACUUUGGGGAAUCUUUGAGGUUCCAAAAGGUCUUGCAAGGUCAAGAAAUUAUGGGCAUUAAUACUCCCUAUGACAGUAUUAAUGCUCAGAGUCCCCGGUUAUAUGAGCUAGGGAGAUGCUAUCCUGGUUCAAACUGUUCCGGGAUUGCUGCAACAGGAAAUAUCAGAAUGGCGCAAGCAACUUCUGAUUUCCCAGGUAACAGCACAGGCUUUAGUGAAUCCUUCCGAUUCCAAAAGGUCUUGCAAGGUCAAGAAAUUCUUCCAUGUCCACCCUACGGUCGAGCCUCAUUUGACGAGACCCGUGGAAAUGGUUGCUUUGGACGUUAUGAUGGUUAUCAACUUCUCGGCUCCAGAAAUGGAUGGCCUGCACAGAUGCAUGACAAUUCUUCACAUUUGCAUGCAUCUGUCACAGCUGGACAAGUUUCAUCUCCAUCAUCUGUGUUGAUGUUCCAGCAUGCUGUUAAUCCAGUUUCAAACUCUCGUUAUGAUAUUGGUAAUCGCAAUCAGGGUUCAUACAUAACUGAAGCGAAAAGUGGAAUGUUUGUGCCUACCAUAUCCGACAAACCUAUCUUCUCUAGUGGACUAGCUCAAGAAGGCAUGAAUUCUUUCGGUACCAAUAAUUUUCUUAAUAAUACUCAGUUUGACAGUUCAAGGUCUCGUGAUUCGGUGUCAACAUUGAGAGGCAAUCAAGAUAUGGUUUCGUCAUGUAAAACUGGCUGCAGACUCUUUGGAUUUUCAUUAACUGACGACACACAUGUUGGAAAUAAAGAGGCUGCUGUUGCCUCUACCAUCACUUCUCGAUUCAAUAAGGACUAUGGUGGCGGUUGAGAGUAUCUUCACCAAAGGUGUAUUUCAGUAUUGACCUGAGAAUCAACUGAUACUGGAAUGAAAGAUAACCGAAGAAUGUGUGCUGUUUAUGUGUUUUUGUUGAAUUAAUAACUUUUGAUUUCAUGAAACAUGAACAUUGUUAUUCCAUUUGUGUAAUUUAUAUUUUGAAGUGUUUAUGUAUUAAACUUAUGUGUACUCUUUGUUAUCCCAAGAGAUGCAUUGUAUUGUGUAAAACUAUUUAUGGUAAGCUUAUGGCAUAUUUAUCCAA
This is a messenger RNA of Trifolium pratense (red clover), 2985 nucleotides long. RefSeq names its product auxin response factor 3-like. The transcript is spliced from 11 exons. Gene Ontology annotation, molecular function: DNA binding. NCBI's taxonomy places the organism in Eukaryota, Viridiplantae, Streptophyta, Magnoliopsida, Fabales, Fabaceae. Gene Ontology annotation, cellular component: nucleus. The record is from RefSeq and is a predicted model, not a curated record. Gene Ontology annotation, biological process: regulation of DNA-templated transcription; response to hormone. The coding region runs from base 630 to 2717 and encodes 695 amino acids.